AACAGAGAAUUUUUUACACGCCUCCCAGGCUCUUUCAGUUUUGGAGAUAUGGAAUCUUCAGGUCUUUGAAGGCUUUUCUUUCUCAAUUGCACGUAUCGAUUCCGUUUUCUGUCUCUAACCUGUUGCCUAAGCUUUACCAAUGGCGUCUUCUAAUUCCAGCUCCAUAUUUGGAGGUGGCGGUUUGGGGUCCGCGGCUACCAAACCUCAGUCCACGAGCAUAUUCGCGACAAAUAAUCCAACCGGUCGUUUUGCAGGAAAUUCCCCUGCUGGGGCAACACAACCUGCUUCAGCUACGUCUUUAUUCGGUAGCAAAUUGCAAUCUCAACAGCAAGAGAGUCAGCCUUCAAUUCUUGGACAGACAAGCGACAACCAGUCACAGCCCCCUAACCGAAUGACCCAGCCUGCAUUCUUCAACAGCUUACUGGAACGUGGUAGGAAACGGCCAAUGUCGGUACCUACGCAGGAUACUAGCUUUGGAGAAUUGCCUAGUCUUCAGCUGGGACUUGAUGAUAUCCGGAGAAAGGCAAGAGAACUUGGUGCAGGAGGGGCGAAGGAGCAGAAUGGUAUAAAUGGCAAGGCUCACUAUUUACUAGCAAGUUCUGGGGUCUCGCCAGGGCAUGCUUUACGCGAUCUCAAAGCUUUAGAUCCUCAAGCGUCUUUGACUCUACCACCAAGAGCACAGGAUACUUUUGAUCCUGACAAUCAGAAAUUCUUAAAAAACAUACAGCAGCGCGGCCGUCAGGUUAUGAUUGCCGAAAGUCUUGCGCGCUCCCAGAGGGAUUUUGAUGCAUUCCUGGAAAAAAAGAUCGAUUUGGACUGGGAGGAACAACGCCAAAAGAUUUUCCAGCAUUUUGGACUGGUGCAAAAAGAUGAUAACCCGAACUAUAGCCCGGGUGCGCCUAUGAGGGGUUCGUUUGGUCGGUCAACGAAACCGUCUAAACAGGGACUUGCCUCAUCACACCGUGCACCUACUUCAUCUAGGAGUAUUUUUGGUCGGUCAGGCCUGGGAAAAUCAGUUAUUGGAGUUCCUGCAACGGUAUCAACAAGCCCGAAAUUGUUUGAGGACCCGUCAGAACGCAACGGGGGCUCAGGUUCUCGCUCAUCAGAUGUCCAAUUUCUUCGAGAAAAAAUGGGGCACUAUGCAGAGAAGGUGCAACGCUUGAAUCUAGCUAGACUUCAAGGAUACACUUUUCCCAUCCUUCAUGAGUUCUCUGGGGUUGAAAAGACCGUUGGUGGCGAUGUCCCUCGGCAACUUUUCGAUGCCUACCGAGCUCUGGUAAGCAUAGUUGGGGAAAAUGAAAGCAUCGGGAAUGUGUCAGACCCGGGUGCUCUAAAAGAACGACAAUUUGCGAGGGACUACCUUGAUGAAGCGCUACAAUCACGUAGCGCAACAUAUCUAAGGAGAAAAAUUCUCGAAGGCUCGAGGUUGUUCCUUGAACAUUCAUUCUACGACGAAGUUGAAAGUCUUAUCUACAAGAAUCCUCGAGAAGCACAACUUGGCGGCAUACCAACUGUUCUGAACAAGAUCCGUGCGUAUAUUCGGCUUCGAGCAACUAGGAGAGACCUUGCACCCGAUGGAACUGAGCUGCAGAUGGUCGGUCAAGACUAUUGUUGGAUUCUCAUCUUCUAUCUCCUUCGUUGUGGUUUUAUUACAGAGGCCGCAGAAUAUGUGAGCCAAGAUCCUGGUUUCAGGUCUUUGGAUCACAAAUUUGUGACAUACAUGACAACAUAUGCGCAAAACAGGCGGCUACCUAGGGAUCUGCAGCAGAAAAUCAAUGGAGAAUAUCAGCAACGUUCUCGCAAUGCCCCCGAGAAUACGGUGGAUCCUUAUCGGAUGGCGUGUUACAAGAUCAUUGGACGUUGUGACCUGAGCCGCCGGCGCUUGGAAGGUGUGAACCAGACUGUUGAUGACUGGAUGUGGCUGCAGUUUGCCCUGGCAAGAGAGGACGACCGCGUUGAAGAGGCUGCAGGAGAUGUUUUUGGUCUUGAGGACAUACAAACCGACAUUACUGAGAUUGGGCAAAGGGUCUUUGCGAAGGGACAAGAGGGUCCCGGAGGCUAUGGGACUUUCUUCCUUCUACAGAUCCUGGGGGGGAUGUUCGAGCAAGCCGUUUCCUAUCUUGGUUCCUAUGCCCCAGUCAGUGCAGUCCAUUUCGCCAUUGCACUAUCUUAUUACGGGCUCCUACGCGUAUCAGAUUUCUAUGCCGCGGGGGAAGAACUCUUGUCGUAUACCGUCAAACAGUACCCGCAGGUUAAUUUCGGCUAUCUCAUUACACAAUACACUCGGGAUUUCCGCAUUGGACAUGUGGAGGCUGCUAUUGACUACUUCUCUCUAAUCUGUCUGAACAGUGAUCUUCCAGGCGCUCUCGGCAAGUCCCAAACCUCUGUCUGUCACGAGGCGUUGCGGGAGUUCAUAUUGGAAACCAGAGAUUUCGCCAAGUUACUCGGCGAUAUACGUGCCGAUGGGACCAGGAUCAAGGGAGCGAUUGAACAGCGUCUUGGCUUAAUCAAAUUGGGCGAUCAGGAAGAAUUUUUGAAGACGAUAACGCUGCAAGCAGCUGCAGUGGCCGAUGACAAGGGCCUAACAGCUGAUGCCGUUCUUUUGUACCACCUUGCUGAAGACUAUGACCAUGUCAUUGAUAUAAUUAACAGAGCGCUCUCUGACGCUGUUUCCGUUGAGCUUGGAAGCCCCACACUGAAACUGCAGCCCUUAGUACCGAGGACAGAGCCGCUUCAAGAUGGACAACAGGGAGUUUCAGCGCAGCCCGGGAGCAGUCUUAGCCUGACAGCAGUUGAAGAUCCAGUUACGCUAGCGAAGAACAUGGUCAGUCUCUAUAAUGCCAACGCUUUAUAUUACCAACGGAUCCGUCAAGUGAAUCGCGAUGCAUGUGGACUUCUACUCCGAAUGAUGGAGGCAAAGACUGAGGUAGAAGCUGGCAAGUGGACAUCAGCUCUUGAUGCGAUAAAUCGGCUAGACAUUGUUCCGCUAGGAGCUGGCGGCUCCGUUCCAUACGUUCGGAGUGCAGCGCAAGCUUUUUCAUCAUUUCCAUCCAUUAUCACCCGCAACGUUGGGCAUGUAAUUAUGUGGAGCAUUACGUGCAUCGGCCACGAAAGGGAGAGACUGAGUGCUGGGCCAUAUGAGAAUGAAGUUAGGCAAGGUUUGGCAGACGAAUUGCUGGUCAUGGCCAAGGAUAUCAUGGUUUUCUCUGGUAUGGUCAAAUAUAAGCUGCCGCCAAGGGUGUAUGAGACUCUUGCUCGUGCAGCAGCAGAUAUCGGGGCGUAUUGAAAGCGGUUGUAUUUAACGGAAACAAUCAUAUUGCUUCAUUUUCCCUCUUCCUUUUGUUAUUACAGAUUAGUAUAUGCCUCUAGUGCUCGUUUAUUCAAGUCGAUUGGUCAGCAGUCAAGGUUAUGGCUGUGGACUCCCCAAGAAACCUUAGAUGGAAAAUCGGAUCCAUGCCAAGGCUCCAAAUCCGCCGCAAAUGCCUGGCAUAUCCGGCAGAUAUUAUUGUCAUUACGGAGCAUUAGUUUUAAGAUUCCCGUUGAUCGUGAA
Messenger RNA from Monascus purpureus, 3550 nucleotides. The record is from the annotation of a GenBank genome assembly. Lineage: Eukaryota; Fungi; Ascomycota; Eurotiomycetes; Eurotiales; Aspergillaceae.